GCGGGGCGGCGGGCGCGGCCCGGAGCGGCCCUCAGGCCUCGCGCCGGCCGCGGCCGAGGUGGGCGCCGGCGGUUGCGGGGCGCGCGGCGAGUGCGGCUGCGGGAGCGUGCUCUUCGUGCGCGGGAAGCUGCAGGAGAUCCAUCUGCCAAACUGGAGUGGCCCUGCAGGCAGUCCAGAGUCUGGGAGCCGUGCAGUUUUCCCCGGACUGUGCUUUGAACAGGUGGGACAAGCAAGGUGACUGAAUAAAUUGUGAUUCAUCAAGAUAAAGGAAUAUUAUCCAGCACUAAGAAGAAACGGACUGCCAGGCCAUGAAGAUGUGUAGAAACCGUAAAUGCAUUAUCACUAAGUGAAAGACGCUAAUCGGAAAAGACUACCAUGCCUGCAGGAAUCUUGCCUGAAAAUGAAGAACCGUAUUCCACUUCGGUGAAUGACAGCACACAUGCUGCCGACAUGAAAGGAAAUUCAGGACGUCCAACACCAAAGUACACGAAAGUCGGAGAGCGCUUACGGCAUGUGAUUCCCGGACACAUGGCCUGCUCCCUGGCAUGUGGUGGCAGAGCCUGCAAGUACGAAAGCCCAGCGCGCUGGGGCGAGCAGGAGCAAGCCAUCAACGGGGUGUACUCAUCGUGGGUCACUGAGAACAUCCUAGCCAUGGCUCGCCCGUCCACGGAGCUCCUUGAGAAGUACCGCCUCAUCGAGCAGUUCCACAGCCAUGGCAUAAAAACAGUCAUCAACCUGCAGCGCCCUGGUGAGCAUGCCAGCUGUGGGAACCCUCUGGAACAAGAAAGUGGCUUCACGUACCUUCCGGAAGCUUUCAUGGAGGCUGGCAUUUAUUUCUACAAUUUUGGAUGGAAGGAUUAUGGUGUAGCAUCACUCACCACCAUCUUAGAUAUGGUGAAGGUGAUGACAUUUGCCUUACAAGAAGGAAAAGUAGCUGUCCAUUGUCAUGCAGGGCUUGGUCGGACAGGUGUUUUAAUAGCAUGUUACUUAGUUUUUGCAACAAGAAUGACUGCUGACCAAGCAAUUAUAUUUGUUCGGGCAAAGCGACCCAAUUCCAUACAAACUCGAGGACAACUACUCUGUGUAAGGGAGUUUACUCAGUUUCUGAUUCCUCUUCGCAAUAUAUUCUCUUGCUGUGACCCCAAAGCACACGCUGUUACUUUAGCACAGUAUCUUAUUCGCCAGCGGCAUCUGCUUCAUGGUUAUGAGGCCCGACUUCUGAAACAUGUACCCAAAAUUAUCCACCUCGUUUGCAAAUUGCUCCUCGACUUAGCCGAGAACAGGCCAGUAGUGACAGAAGAGGUGGCAGAAGUGCCCAGCCUAUCUGCCGAAAUUGAGAAGACAGUUUCUGAGAUGAUCACCCUGCAGCUGGAUAAAGAGUUGCUGAGGCAGGGCAGUGACGCAUCAGAUUCCUACCCCCCCACUGCAGUGCCCACAGAUUUUGAGAAUCAGGAUGUGAUUCUUUCCAGCGAGCAAGAGAUUGACCCUCUUUGGAAGAGACGGAAUGUCGAGUGCCUUCAGCCCCUGACUCAUCUGAAAAGACCAUUCAGCUACAGCGACUCAGAUUUAAAGAGGGCUGAGUCGCUUCUGGAGCAGGGGGGAUCUCCGUGGACAGGGCCUGCCCAGGUGUUGCUUGGCCAUCAUCCCGGGCAGCAGAAGCCCAUCAGCCACUGUUACACCCCCCAGUCUCCACAGCUGGAUCCAAGUAAGGAAAAGCUGGUCCAAAAUACAUUCUCUUUCUGGAAUCAGGCUAAAUUUGGAGGCCUGGAAGGACUCAAAGAUGAGGGGUCACCGGUGUUCCAUAGGGAGACUAUUGCAAAGGAAGUACAGCGGAGUAGAACCUUCUCUUCGGGUGUUUCAAGUUCAUACAACCCUAGGGAACCAGUUAUGCCGAACCUUGCAGAUACCCCUACGGAACCAAACUGUUCUCCCCAGCAAGCGCCCCGCUGUCAGGACGGAACUCCUGCUGGUUGCUGCUCCGACACCCCCCGUGGCCCCGUGGACUGUGGCUUCAGCCCCAAAGCACCCUUCUUCGGUGGACGCAUCCGAGCCCAGGACAGCAAAGAUCUGUCUGCACUUGCUCCACACACUGCUUUGCAGUCUGAAUUGAGUGUCGAAGCCAGGAGAAUACUGGCAGCCAAAGCCCUGGCAAGUUUAAAUGAGUUCACAGAAGAGGAGGAGGUGAAAAGGAAGGUAGAAAUGUGGCAGGGCCAGCACCAGACCAUUCUCUGUGUGUUGCACUGCAUAGUGAGUCUGCAGGCGAUCCCUGCGGACGUGGAGGAAGCCAUCCUCAUCCGCGCCAUUAAAGCCUUCACCAAGCAGGUUAAUUUUGACUCUGAAAAUGGACCACUAGUUUACGACACCCUGAAGAAAAUAUUUAAACACACACUGGAAGAAAACAGGAAAAUGACAAAAGAUGGCCCUCAGCCUGGCGUUUAGUGAUGCUUUCCUGGUGGCGGAGCCCUCCGACCCGGAGACCCAGAUGGCGUUUCUGCGCACAGAUGAACAGGUUGGAGCGUGGAGCCGCUUUGUCUCAGAGCACUUUAUCUCAGACGCUCUUGGUUUGUGCUAAGAACACCCAUUUCUGUUGGGAGCAAUUAUUUAUUUUAAAAUACCCUCGAGCUACAUUUUUGUGUUGAAAAAUUGCCAUAACGUUGGUGCCACUUUCUUGUAUUUAUUUAACUGAAUUAAUACUGUUGUAUUAAUAUGUUAAGUAUGUGGUGUUUACAUCUUUAUUCUUUUUGACACUUUGGAAAAAGUUGUGACUCUUCUUUCCAAAACAAAUAUUUUGUCAGUGGAACCCUUGCUGGAGUUUUUACCAAAUAGGUAAUUUUAGUAGUAAAACUUCACUGUGGAUCCAUCCCCCUGAUCCUUGACCUAAGGAAGUCACAAAGUGUCUUAAGCAGUUUUGUAUUUGUUAGUAAGAAGGCUAUUGAAUUUUUUUAAGGAUCUUUUUUUAAUUUGCAAAUUUUUUGUUGUUUUCUUUUUAUAAACGCGUCAAAGGAUUUCAAAGAUAUUAUUUCUCAGAGAGAUUUAGUUUUGUGUUGAAGGUUGACUGUGAGGUGGUUGGGAUUUUUUUACCACGGGAAGUAGACUUGCUCUUGGUCAGGCUUCCAGACCCCCUGCCGACCUCUGCUGUCACAGGAGGCAGGAACGCUUUUCGGCACGUCCAGCCUGAUGCCCAACAAACAGCGUCUUCACGGUGGAAGCGGGGGCCGUGGUGGGCAGUGUGGGCAGCUGCUCAGAAGCAGGACUCCACAGGGAGGAGCGUCAGGUGGGGGCAGGCUCCAUGCAGCAGCGUGACCACCGGCCCACACCUCCCACAUCUGCCCUUCCGUGGACCCUGUCAUCUCAGGGCCCUGUCUUCGGCCACUUGUCACUCUGAGAACUAAGAUUCUUAAAUUGAACGUGACGCACGUAGGCCGCAAUCACCCUCUGGGCUCGAGAUAAGAAAUAAGUGAACUAGUUCCUGCCUAACCAGUUCUCUGUGGACCAAACUGUCAUUCAGCAGUCGAAGCCGUGAUGAAUGUGUGCAGCACCAGAGGGCGGGCCACACAGAGGGUAAGCAUUUUCCCCAGUAAAUAUGCUAUUCAUCUAACCAAUUUCACGGUAAGGUUAUGACCUAAUUUUAGAGACGGAAUUUCGGGGGAAGUGAAGCUAACCACGGAUGAGUCUCCCCGACUCCUGCAUCUCUGAAUCAGGUGCUGGCACAUCAGAAACAUAGUAAUCCUUGUCGGUCUUACAGACUCUGGCGGCAAAUGCUGAAUGUCGUUACCUCCCACACUGUGUAAGUUUUCUUAGGAAACUUAAGAUCCAGCGAAUUUUAAUGAACUGGUUGCCCGUUCCUGAAAUUUCUCAUUUUUAAGUGCCUGACCUGGGAAAGAAGGGAAAGAUUACAUUUUAUCCAAAGGUACAUUAUAAAAAUAUGUUUUUUACCCAAAAAGAUGUUUACCGUCAUUUCUGUCAGUCUCACCUGGGCAGCUGCCAGCAGGGCUCAUUGGACAAGCGGCUGUUGGCCUGUGUGUUUGAGAUGGUCCCGCACAGCCCCGACGUGACCAUGGCAGCGCACCAGACUGAGGAAGAGAGCUGGUGGGAGAAAUAAAUCAGGCUGUCUGUGGGCUUUGUAUGUAUUUGAAUAAAAGUGAAAAGAACAACCCAUAACCCUCGUACAUUUUAGCUUGGAGCUCCUGAUGAUACAGGUAUGCUUGGUGAUGGGACGAUCCUGACAGGCAGACUGGGUCGUGGGCUGGACAUCAGUCAGGCUCUGGUUGGUCCCAACUCUGUUGGUCCAGUAUGAGCAGGAGGGGCAGGAGGGGCAGGAGGGGAGAGGAGAGCUCUAGGAGGAGCGGGUGAGGGGAAUCUUAAGGCUGGCGGGGUUCCUGCCUUCCUGCACUUGAGUGGAUGAGGAGUUCUCUGCAGGCCAGAGGAUAGUUCUACUGACCAGAAGAACUUACAGGGUUUUGGGAUUCAGCUCAGCGGAAGUGUGAGGGGCCAAGAGCACACACUCAGAACUGACGGCCAUGGCCAUGCAUAUGCAUUGUCUGGGUUCUUACCAGACCCGGGGAGAAGUAUUAUUCAUACUUGCCUGUUGAAGGAGUCCCAGUCUGACCGACUCCAGACUGUGCCCUCCUCCCUCCCCCUGACAGAAUGCCCGGCAGGAACCAUGGGCCCUGUCAGCACUGGGCUCCAUGGUGGCACCAUAGAGCAUUGUGUUGUUUGUCACUUAGUGAAAGUCCCCAUCAUGUCUGUCCUCUGGAGCUGGCUGAGCUGCCAUGUCACUGUCCUGUGAUCUCAGCAUAUCUCACUUAGGAAGUGCAGGAUUUCCGGCCACUUACCAGUUUUCCUUCUAUCCGAGAGCUCGCUGAUGCCCUCUGCACCGAAGUGCUGCUGGUCUUGAGAUUGCUUUAUCCGUGUGCAGAACUCAGAAACCCACGUAAUGUGCUUAGUCGUGUCUUCAGCCAGCUCCCCAGUCUUAUCUCAGGAAGAGCAUGUGCUUUCAUCAUGCUGGCGUCCAUGAAAAACCAUGUAUCAUAACUUCAAUAAAGUUUUGCUGGUUUCUCUUAAAUGGAGGACACCUGCUCAUUGCUUGCAUGCUCUUUCAGCCAGUUCUUUAGAGGUCUGAAGAAAUCUCUGGAGACAAUAGGCUGCAGACAAAAUGCAUAUCCCAAGCCCCUGAUAUCUGAAGGCCCACAGUAAUUUGGGGGAUUGAUUUAAUCUGACAGUUUACUCAAGGCAUCUUUGUUCUUGUUGUUCCAAAUGAACAAGGAUCGAUAUAUUUUCAGUGCAAGUAAAACAAGAAUGACAUUCUCUUUGGUGCUUUUUAUGAAUAUGGCUCAAGAGUAUCACCUUAUCUAAAGGAGCCUCCUUGGGGCACCUGGGUGGCUUAGUCACUGAAGUGUCUGCCUUCGGCUGAGGUCAUGACCCCAGAGUCCCAGGAUGGAGCCCCACGUUGGGCUCCCUGCUCAGCAAGGAGUCAGCUUCUCCCUCUCCCUCUGCCCCCUGCUCCAUUUCUCUCUCUCUCACUCACUCUCUCUCCCUCACUCUCAAAUAGAUAAAUUUAAAGGAAAAUAAAGGAGCCUACUCAAUGCUAGUUGGUUGAAAAUUGUUUACAGAUAACAUGACAGGAGAAAAAUUCAACAAAUCCUGUGAUGCAGUUGUGCAUUCUGUUUUAGUUAUGCUUUUAGGCAUGAGCUGGCCUCUGAGUAGCCCAACACUGACGGUAAAACUGACUUGUGAGUGAUCACGAUGGAGGCCUUGAGCAGUGUGGCUUGGGGAAACCAUCACUGUCAGCCAUCAUUUAAAACAUCCAGUCAUGGAAGACAAUGUCCAAACCAGACUUUUACGAUCAUAAGACCUCGUGCACUGAAGUUUCGUGUGUCCACGGCAGUUUAUAUUGCAACAGAAGGCUGUAAUGUCCUUGCCUCCUGGCUUUCUUGAUUAAAAUGAAAAGAUGUUUGACUCUUAAGAUUGCCUGUUUUGGGGAGAAGUUAUAUUUUUGGAGUAGUUUCCUACUUACAUGGCCAUUUGAUUACAGCCUGAAAACACUCCUUGGCUUUGAUUUAGUGAGUUGCUUUCUCAUUUUCUUUCUUCUCUUAAAAAUAAAAUUAAAAGUAGUCAGACACUGAAUUAGACUGAACCAUGUGGAAUAGCCUGCAGGUCAAAAAUGAUCACAUGUGGCCAUUUCCUGUGGUUCAACCGAAUAUUAAAUUUAAUGCUCCUGAGACCAGUAGGUGAUAUUUCCUGUAUUAUUUUAACAAAGUUUAAAUUAGAAGAUCAAGUAUUUUCUAAGAAUAUUCUCUAUGCUCCCAGUGGACUUCAAAACAAGUGGAAGAGACCAGUGUGAAACUCCUCUUUCAGCAAGCAAGGCCAUGCCUCCUCUGUGUGUGGCUCUCCACUGAUGCUGGGGGCACAUGAGCUCAUCUUCUCAGUCGUUCGUCCUCUGUCAGGAGCCGAGUUUAGCACAUGCUUGGAACUAAUGCUAGAAGCCUAAUUCUCAACAUUGUCACUCACUUAAUUCUGAACAUCCUUCAAAGCUCAGCUCUAAUUCCUUGGAACAGAGUGUGUUAAAUGUAGUCAAAUUCAGCUACUUGACUAUACAGCCCAAGGAGAUGGAGGGGUAUUACAGGCUGGACAGUGUCCUAAAAUUCAUGUUGAAGUUCUGACUCCUGGUACCCCAGAAUGUGACUGUAUUUGGAGAUGGGGUCAUUGCAGAUGUAAUUAGUGAAGACGAGGUCACUAGGGUGGCCCCAAUCCAGCAUGACCAGUGUCCCUGCGAAGAAAAGGAGGUGAGGACACAGACACGCACCGAGGACAACCACGUGAGGACGUGGGAAGACGGUGUCUACCCGCCAGGAGAUAGGCCUUGGGGGAAACUGGCCUGCCCACGCCUGGGCCUCAGACUUCCCGCCUCCAGGACUGUGAGAACACACACUUCUAUCGUACCAGCCCGGGCCAUGGUGUUUGUUAUGGCAGCCGGGGCUGACCAAUGCACUCCUCAGCGCUUCCGCUGUACGUUGUGUGUGUUUCUCUAUCACGUUACCUCAAACAGCACAUCACUUGGAUUUUCUUGUUUCUCAGCUUUAUGCAAAUUGAAGAACGCAGUGUGUAUUCUUCUGUGACUUGCUCACGUUGUCCACCACGUUCCUCACAUUUAUCCAUGUUGGCGUGUGGAGCUGUGGUUCCUGUGUGUUCACUGGGGUGUGGCAGCCCAUUAUGUGGAUGCCCCACAGUUUACCCCUUUACUUGUGAUGGACACUUAGAUGAUUGUAUUUGUAGAUAAAUACAAACACAUGGGUGCACACAUAGUUAUUUAGGCUGUGGAGCUACAAGUGGCAUUUACGGGCUUCAGGGCACAUGUCCAGGUUCCUUCACAAGGACAAGGUGUUUCUAAAACGAUCGCCUCCGUUUAUCCGCCAGCAGUGGUGAAUGCGAGUUCCCAUUGCUCAGUGGCCUUGACAACACUUAGUACUGGCUGCCUUCUUGGUUUCUGCCAGAUUCAGCUGGUGUGAGACAUGUCCCAGUGAGGUAUCUUCACGUGUCCUGGGACAUGUGUGCUUCGUCUCCUCUCACGUGCUUGUGCACAUGUGUCUGUCUCUCACAGCCCUUAAACACGUGGUGCUCCGUGUGUUGGUUUUCUUUCUUCUCAUCCAUGAUCCUGCCACACUCGGUGUAACACCUGGCACACAGAAGGGAUCAACAAAUGUGGAUCAAAGAAGUAAGGAGGUAGAGGAAAAGAGGAGAGCACUGUCCCCCUAAGAUCAGAACAACUCAGGGAAGGCUGCCCCCCCUCCUGUUCACAUUGUGCUGGAGGUUCUGGCUGGUGUAAUCAGGCAGGAAAAAGAAAUAUGAGGCAUUCAGAGGAGAAAGUAAAACCAUUUUUUUUAAAGAUUUUAUUUAUUUAUUUGAGAGAGAGAAUGAGAGAGAGAGAGAGAGAGCAUGAGAAGGGAAGGGUCAGAGGGAGAAGCAGACUCCCUGCCGAGCAGGGAGCCCGAUGCGGGACUCGAUCCAGGGACUCCAGGAUCAUGACCUGAGCCGAAGGCAGUCGCUUAACCAACUGAGCCACCCAGGCGCCCAAAGUAAAACCAUUUUUAUUUUCAGACAUGACCAUCCCUGUAAAAAAUCUGAUGGAAUCUACAGAAAAAAACUAUGACAGCUAUUACGUGAGUUUGGUGAAGUGGGAAGACAAAAAAUCAAUUCACAAAAACCAGCUGAAUUUCUGUAUAUUGGCAAUGAAGAACCUGAAGUUGAACAAUGGCAGUUACCAGAGCAUCAAACGCUAAGGGAUAAAUCUGACAGAAAAUGGGAGCCACCUGUUCUAUCCAUCUCCAAGGGCCACCACAACAAAUGAUCACAAGUAAGGGGGUGGGGGAGCGGGGGCUUACUUGUUCUGGUUCUCCUGGUUCCAGAGGCCAGAAGUCUGAAAUUAAGGGAUCAGCAGGGCCACGCUCCUUCCAGAGGCUCCAGGGGAGGAUCCUUCCUGCCUCUUCCAGCUUCUGCCGGCCACCGGUGUCCCGUGGGGCUUCUUGGCUUCUGGCCGUAUCACGCCCAUCUCUGCCUUCAUCUUCACACUGCCUUCUCCUCUCUCUCUCUAUCCUCUGUGCAACUCUUAUAAGGACACAUGUCAUUGGAUUAGACACCUCUGGAUAAUGUAGGAUGAUCUCCUCUUGAGACCUUCAAGUACCAACUGCAAAGACCUUUUUUCCAAAUAAACUCACAUUCUCAGGCUCUGGGGACGAGGACACGAACAUAGCAGAGCAGGGGGAGGGUGAGUGGCGUGAUUCAACUCACUACACCUGCACACUGAAAACUACAAAAUAUUUCCAAGAGAAACUUAAACAGACCGAAAAAGAUGGAAAGAUAACCUGCUCAUGAGUUGGAGGAGUCAAGAUUGUUUAUAUGUCCAUUCCUUUCAGAUUGAUCUCUAGAUCCCAUACAAUCCUAAUUAAAGUCCAAGCAGGCUUUUCUUGCAGAAAUUGACAAACUGAUUCUGAAAUUCAUAUGGAAAGGCAAGUGACCUAGAACAGCCAAAAGAACUUUGAAAAAAGAACAAAGUUGGCAGGCUAACACUACUUGAUUUCAGGAAUUAUUUUUUUUCUUUUUUUAAAGAUUUUAUUUAUUUUAGAGAGAGAAUGAGAGAGAGAGAGCACAUGAGAAGGGGGAGGGUCAGAGGGAGAAGCAGACUCCCUGCCGAGCAUGGAGCCCGAUGCGGGACUCAAUCCCGGGACUCCAGGAUCAUGAUCUGAGCCGAAGGCAGUCGCUUAACCAACUGAGCCACCCAGUCGCCCUUUUUUAAAGAUUUUAUUUAUUCAUAAGAGACAGAGAGAGAGGCAGAGGGAGAAGCAGCCUCCCCGCUGAGCAGGGAGCCCGAUGCCGGACUCGAUCCCAGGACCCUGGGAUGAUGACCUGAGCCCAAGGCAGACGCUUAACCAUCUGAGCCACCCAGGCGCCCGAUUUCAAGAAUUAUUAUAAAGCUACACUAACCAAAACUGUGUGGUACUCAUACAAAGCUAGACAGGUACAUCAAUGGAACAGGAUAUUCCAGAGAGAGACCCACACACACAUGAACACCUGAGUUUGGACAAAGGUGAAAAGGCAAUGCGGAGAAAGGACCGUCUUUAAACAAAUGGUGCUGGAACAAUUGGAUGUUCGUAUGCAAAAUGACAAUUAAAAACCCUUGGAUCCGUAUCUUGCAUUAUCUACAAAAAUCAACUUUUAAAUGUAAGAUCUAAAACUAUAAAACUUCUAAGAGAAAAUAUAUGUGACCUUAGGUUAAUUAGAGGUUUGUUGGAUACAACACCAAAAGUACAGUCCAUUAAAGAACAAGUUGAUAAUCUGGACUACAUCAAGAUUAAAAACUUCCGCUCUUCAAAAGACACUGUUAAGAAAUGAAGACAAGCCGUAGACUAGGGGAGACUCUUUCUCAAAGCAUUUAUCUGAUGAAAGACUAUCUGAAACCUCUCAAGACUCAACAAGAUAAAGGAAAAGCAGCCCAAACUUAUAAAAGUGCCAAAGAUUUUAAUACACCACCAAAAAUACAAAAUUGGCAAAUAACUAAAUGAAAAGAUGCUAAGCAGUAUUAGUCAUAGAAAGGCAAAUGAAUAUGCACAGCAAAGGAAACAACCAACAAAACUAAAAGACAACUAUGGAAUGGGAGAAGAUUUGUAAAUGACAUAUCUGAUAAAGGGUUAGUAUCCAAAAUCUAUUGGGGUGCCUGGGUGGCUCAGUCGUUAAGCGUCUGCCUUCGGCUCAGGUCAUGAUCCCAAGGUCCUGGGAUUGAGCCCCGCAUCGGGCUCCCUGCUCAGCGGGAAGCCUCCUUCUCCCUCUCCCACUCCCCCUGCUUGUGUUCCCUCUCUCGCUGUGUCUCUCUCUGUCAAAUAAAUAAAUAAAAUAAUUUUUAAAAAUCUAUAAAGAACUUACACAACUCAACGCCAAAAACCAAAUAAUCCAAUUUAAAAAUGGGCAGAAGACAGACACAUGAGAAGAUGCUCAGCAUCGCUUGGCAUCAGGGAAAUACAAAUCAAAACCACAGUGAGACAGCAUCUCACACCUGGCAGACGGCUGAAAUCAACACAAGAAACAGCAGUGUUGGCAGGGAUGUAAAGGGGAGCCUCCCACAUUGUUGGUGGGAAUGCAAGCAAAGUGGUGCAGCCACUCUGGAAAACGGUGUGGAGAUUCCUCAAAAAAUUAAAAAUAGAAUUACCCUACUACCCAGCAAUUGCACCACUAAGUAUUUACCCAAAGAACACAACACUAAUUCAAAGAGGUACGUGCACCCCGAUGUUUAUAGCAUCAUCAUCUACAAUAGCCAAAUUCUGAAAAGAACCCAAGCGUCCACCGACAGAUGAAUGGAUGAAGAAGAUGCGGCGUAUACGUGCAAUGGGAUAUUACUCAGCCAUUAAAAAGAAUGAAAUCUUGCCAUUUGCAAGGAUGUGAAUGGAACUAGAGGGUAUUAUUCUAAGUGAAAUAAGUCAGAGGAAGAUAAAUACUGUAUGAUUUCACUCGUGUGGAAUUUUUUUUUAAGAUUUUAUUUAUUUGACAGAGAGCACAAGUAGGCAGAGCGGCAGGGAGAGGGAGAAGCAGGCUCUCUGCUGAGCAGGGAGCCAGAUGCGGGGCUCGAUCCCAGGACCUUGGAUCAUGACCUGAUCCGAAGGCAGACGUGGAAUUUAAGAAACAAAACAAACAGACAAAGGGAAAAAAGACAAACCAAGAAGCAGACUCUUCACUACAGAAAACACACUGCUGGUCACCAGAGGGGAGGAGAGUGGGAGGGUGGGUGAAACAGGUGAUGGGGAUUAAGGAGUGCACCUGUCCUGAUGAGCACCAGUGACAUAAGGAAGUGUUGAAUCACUAUGUUGUACACCUGAAACUAACAUAAUACCAUAUGUUAACGGUAUUGGAAUUAAAAGAAAUGCAAAUGAAAGCCACAAGGAGAUGCCACCGCACACCUUGUAAAAUGCUGAAAAUGCAGAAACUGGGGUGCACCAGGUGUUGGUAGGGAUACGGAGAAAUGGGAACUCACACUGCGAGUGGGAACAUGAAGUGGUGCACACUUUGGAAAGCUGUUUGGCGGUGGCCUCAGAAGUGUGCUAUCCAGCUGUUCCAUUCCUAGGCGUUUAUCCACGGGGGAAGAAUGUGUACAUCCCAACGAAGACUUGACCAGGAGUGUCUAUAGCAGCUCUGUGUGGACUAGCCAAAAACUGGAAACAGCACAAGGUCCAUGAACAGGAAAAUGGAAAACCACAUCGUGGUGGAUCCACACGUGGAACGCCACGCUGCAAUAAAAAGGAGUGAACUCUCAGUGAUUCAUACAACAGCAGGAAUGACUCCGCCUCACUGUGCCGAGUGGGAGAAGCCAGACGGAAGGAGUACGCGCCAUGUGAUCCCUUGUACAUAAAACUAGGGAACGCAGAAGAACGUGUCGUGAGCGAGUGCAGAUCUGGCUGCCCAGGGCCAGAGGAGGCCCGGGGGUGUGGGGGGCAUGCUCCCGUUCACGGUGGUGACUGUGGUGUUGGGUUUGUGGGUGAAGUUCAUGGUUUCAUGUCAGAAGGUAUCAAGUUGCACACUUUUUUUUUUUUUAAGAUUUUAUUAAUUUAUUUCAGAGAGAGAGAGAGACCGAGAGCACCAGCAUGAACAGUGUGGUGGGGGGGGGGGGGCGGGCAGAGGGAGAAGCAGGAUUCCCGCUGAGAACACCUGAUGUGGGGCCCCAUCCCAGGACUCUGGGAUCAUGACCUGAGCCGAAGGCAGUCGCUUCACCGACUGAGCCACCCAGGCGCCCCCCCACUUUUUUAAAGAUUUUAUUAAGUUGCACACUUUAAAUACUGUGUGCCGAUUUUUCUGUUCCAGAAAAUAGACUUACGUUUGUAAAAGAGGAAACGGUGUCCUGGGAGGAGGCACGUUGGAGUGGUCACGUGGGUUUUCUCUGGGCGGGGACGUAUGGGCCAUCAUGUUCGAGGGGUGCUGGGGCUCUAACUGUGCUUGAAUUUCUGUAAAUGAGUUUGCCCACAGCGCAGCCAUGCUGUGUUUCUAAAGUGAAAAAGAAGUGGCUUGCUCACAGCUGGUCUCCGUCGCUUGUCGAGCUCAAUUUCCAGAGAGCCUCUCUGCUGGUAGUAUUUUUGCAGUGGGAGCUCUGUGUCUACAAUCUAAACUAUCUUUACAUGAACUGAAGUGCAUUUCUGAUUUUAAAUGUUUGUUUUCUGAGGAUUUCUGAAGGACUGAUUUGGGAAAACCUGUGUUUUAACAGAUGUCCCACAUUCCUGCUCCGUUGGUAAAAGUGAAAGACUGUUUUCCCAGACUCUGACUCCUGCGUGGACUUUCUGGUCGCCGCCCAUUCAGAGCACAGCCUCUCCUGCCAGAUGUUUGUCUUCCUGCUUUCUCUGUUUAAAGGGUUCAGAGGAGAUUUAGCUGCUUUAGCCACGUAAUUAUUUUUUUCAACAAUUAAGAACUUUGACAACUGGCAUUCACAAGCUAAUGUGGAGGCACAGAAACCGCAAUUUAAUUGCAGAGCUUCAGAAGCUCUAACUGAGAGGGUUUGGCCUCCUACCUCCCACAAGGGCGCUGCUGGUGUGCCCGGAAGUCAGCCCCCCGGGAAUUUGACGGAGCCUCCUGGCCGCCACCCAGGGCCCGUGAGUCAUGAAGAAACCCCGUGUGCAAAAGAAACCCUUGGCAAACAAGAAAUGGCUCUUGAGAAGGUCUGUGUCUGCUCGGGAGAGGAGGAAGUUGAAUUAAACACGGGACAGUGUUCGUUCUGCCCCCCGCGUCCCACCCGUGGCCCCUUCCGGCCCUGGCCCUAGAGACACAGACUCGAGGCCGGUCCCCCUAAGGAUGCAGGUGGCCCUGGGGGCAGGACCGGCUCUUUCUGAGGAGCAGUGGGACCUCAGAGCCAACUUCCUCUGGGAAGAGGGAGGACACGUGCUCGGCCUAUGGAAAGUCGGGAAAUGGAGGGUCGGGGAUUCUGGACAAAGCAGUGCACGGAGGUGCUUCUGGCCCGUUGUUCUGAGGCCAAAUCCUUCUUUGUCCCUGGACUGUAGGAGAGGGCUGGGGUCAUUCUGUUGCCAAAUUUCAAAGAGGUCCCCCUCACCCCAUCCAGUGUUUUAUAUCCACAAUCUCAGGUGAGCAGAAACGGCCCAUGUCUUGACUUUCUUUCCUCAGUGUGGACUCCAGGCCCCCGUUUACCCCAGGCUGGGCCCCCGACUGGGCCCGAGGUGCUGGAGAGGCCUGGGCCCUCUGCGCCCCCUCGCAGCUGCCACAGGGGGCUCUACGAGCCUGGAAUGGGCACAUGUCUCUCCUUAAAAUACCGAAGUGUGUCCUGGAGGCCGGCCCCUCCCCAGAAGGCAGGGUGCUGCCGGCCAGCCAGGCCAGGCAGGGCAUGUCCCCUCCCCGAGGAACCCAGGCGGACGGGGGUGUGUGCUGUGGAUCGGGGCUCCUGGCAGGCGGGGCCUGUCUGCUCGAGUGGGAUCCUCCCUUGACCCUGAGCCGAGCUGGCGGAGGAGGUGGCUCUUGGCACUCUUGGGAGAGGGAGGAGGAGGGGCAGGAACUAGGGCCCGCCUUACUGAGGCUGUUCCGGGCUUGGAGCACGGACAGCAUGACCGGAGGAGAUGGAGCACCAGGGUGUGGCCCUUCCCAGCUCCCAGGGCCAGGCUGGUCUGGAGGAGACCCUCCCCGCCGUCCCCCAGAGCCCGGCCCCGUGGUCCAGCCCUCCUCAGCCACCACAGCUCGGCCGCCUCCCCGCUCCCCUCCCAGGGGCUGCUUAUUUUAAAGUCAGGUAUAUGGAGAUAAUGGGUCAAAGGCUCAACCGUCCAUGUUCCGAGUUUUGCAAACACGCAGUCAUGUAACUGCCACCACGAGGGAGACACAGCUGCCGGCCAGUGCAGAAGGUCCCCUGCUGUCCCUGCACAGCCCACCGCCGUGUCCUCUGGUUUUGUCUUCUCAGCCGUCACACAGCCGCAGGCUCUGGGCCCCACUGGAUGCGCCCACGCUAUCGUGUGUGUCCACGGCGGCUCCCAUCUGCGGCUCAGGAGCUCCUGCCACGUGGACUGGCCACGGCCUGUGGGUCCAUUCUCCCAGGACCACUCGGGUUAGCGCUGGUUUUGGCAAUUGUGAAUAGGACACGAUGCCCCCUACCCAAGCCCCAGCAGGCUCUCCCGGGAGCUCAGCCUUGAUUUCCGUUGGUGAAAAGCCGAGGCCCUGGCUCCUUGUCCACACCCACCAUCCGUUUCUGCUCAGGCUCCUGGGCUGUGUCGUCUGUGCUCCAUCCGCUGGUCCCCAGCCCCACACACCUCAGCUGUUCUAAAGAAAGUCUCAUCACAUCCUCUGCCGCCCCUUCCAAGUCCCAGGGUCUCUCGGGGGCCCAAGACCCCCACAUCUCCGAGCCCCUCCUGCUCUGUCUCCACCCUUCUUCAGUGACAUCUGUUCGCCCCCACCCGGCUCUACACAGCCUCCCAGGCUCCAGGCCGGUUCUCCUAGGACAGCACUCAUGUCCGCGGUGGGGACUGGGGGUCUGCAUGUUGGUGCUCCCACCAGACUGCGGAUUCGUGGAAGGCAGGGCAGCUUCUGAUCAAAACCUGACUCCCAGACCAGUAGGCACCUGGCCCUGCAGUGGCGUCCAAGGGGGACAUGGACAGAGAAGUCUGUGCCACAGAAAGGGGCCGGUGUACAGAAGGGGCAGAGGGAAACCUCACGCACGAGCCAGAACGCUGCAGGGGCAGGAGGGAUGGGGCAGAAAGGUGUUGGUCUUUCUUAGGUUGGCGCCUGGGCCCAGCCCCGGAGUGCGUGCUCUUGCUGCUGGCCCCCCGUUCCUGAGCCCACAGGCUGGCCUCCAUGCCCCAUCCACCCUGGAGGCAGCAUGGACCCCCGUCCUCUCUCCUUGGUGCUCUGCCUCCCCUGAUCCCUCCUGCCCGGAUGGGCUCACCCCGCUGCACCCACGCCCUCCAGCCCCCGUGAUACCACCUGAGUGAGCUCGGUCCUGGAGGCUGUCCUGCCCAGUCCACACACUGUUUAGUGCGGACAGAGGUUCAGUUUGGGAAGAUGGAACAGUCCUGGAGAUGGAUGGUGUGGAUGGCUGCACUCAGUGCUGCUGAGCUGCGCACUUACAAAUGGCCCAAAUGGUAAAUUUUAGGGGCGCCUGGGUGGCUUAGUCGGUUGAGUGUGCUGACUCUUGGUUUCGGCUCAGGUCAUGAUCUCAGGGUUGUGGGAUCUAGCCCCACACUGGGCUCCGUGCUGGGCAUAGAGUCUGCUUGGGAUUCUCUUUCCCUCUGCCCCUCCCCCGCCUCAAAUAAUUUUUUUCAUUUUUUACAUUUAAAUUCAAUUAACAUAUACUGUAUUGUUAGUUUCAGGGGUAGAAUUUAGUGACUCAUCAGUUGCAUAUAACAUCCAGUGCUCCUUACAUCAAAUGUCCUCCUUAAUGUCCAUCACCCAGUUACCCCAUCCCCCCUCCUCCCAUCCCUCCAGCGACCCUCAGUUUUUUUCCUAUGCUUAAGAGUCUCUUAUGGUUUGUCUCCCUCUCUGUUUUCGUCUUCUUUUUCCUUCCCUUCCCGUAUGUUCAUGUUUUGUUUCUUAAAUUCCACAUAUAAGCGAGAUCAUAUGUUUGUCUUUUUCUGACGGACUCAUUUCACUUAGCAUAAUACCCUCCAGUUCCAUCCAUGUCGUUGCAGAUGGCAAGACUUUAAUUUUUGAUGGCUGCGUAAUAUUCCGUUGUGUAUAUAGAUCCCCUAUUCUUUAUCCAUUUAACUAAAUAGAUAUUUAAGAACCAAAGGCACAGGAGCAGCAGGUAAGUGAAGAGCCCAGGAAUGGCAGCACCGUGGCCCCCAUGUGGCCGUCACGUGUGUCCAGCAUGUUGGGUGCUCACUCUGUGCAUGUCAAAUGGAGGUUAAGGGCAUACAGUAGGUCUUCAUGGUUUUCUCCCUGCUGCCCGUGGUCUCACAAGCACGUCCAGGAGUGUAAGGAGGCCGUGCAUCUCACCGGGAACGUCCCCAUCUGCAGGACCUCACUUGUGAGCAGCGCAGCCUGUCAGAGGCAAAAGGAGAGCCCACGGGGCACCACUUACCAUCAGCUCCUCCGUCUUCAUGAACUGCAGCCCUGGACAGGUCGCCGCACCUCUCCACGCCUCCACGUCCUUGCUCAGGUGAGAGCCAAGACCUGUGCUUCCUCGGGCUGUCAGCGCCCCUCGUGGAGGCUGCCUGGUCUUCCGAGGCACCCGAGGCCAGGUGGGCCCAUGCACCUGCCCCUCUGCAGGGGGUGGAGGUGCGGGAGAGCUCAGUGGCGCGCCAGAGGCCGUCCUGUGCAGGAGCGCAGGCCCGCACGGGACCCCAAGUCCCCGGAGCUGGAGCCAGCCGGCGGGCUGCUCUCCAGCCGCGUAUCUUCUGCAUCAGAGAGGUCAGCAAAUUCAGUAAAGAGCUGGAAAGUCAGUAUUUCGGACUUUGCAGGCCACAUAUGGUUUCCGUUACAUAUCAUGUGUUCCUGUUUUUGUUUCUUACCGGGUCUUAAAGAUGUAAAACCCGCUUGUGUCUGGUGAGCUGUACAAAAGGAAGCUGUGGGCGGGCCGUAGUUUGCCCCCCACACGUGCUGGUGCCCCAGGGGUCUGAGGAAUGGCCUCGCUUCUUGUCCCACAAGGAAAGUCUGGCGUCCGUGUGACAAUGUGUCUCCCGGGGCUGUGUCUGGUGCCUGAUCUAGAAGCCUGGCGGGGCAGGCCCUGGGCGCGGUGCUGUCCUGCCCUGUGUGCAUGGAGGGUUCAUGCCCCUUGCUGCUCCUCCCGGCUCCUCCCGGCCCCCCAGACAGGUGCCAGCAGGCAGUCUGCCGUCCCGGGCGUCAGGGAGAGAGAGAGGUGUGGGGCCUUCUACUGAGGCGGCAGGUCUCUUUCCGGUCGGCACGUCUCAGAAUCCACCCCACAAAAGGACUGGGGCAUGUCUGGCAAAGCAGACACUGGCCGGCCAGAACCCCUCUCUGAAGGGCUGGGAAGGGUGGGAGCGGGCUCCGAAGACAUGGGGGACCCAGGCUGGGGGCCGCGGGGACGUGCCCUGGGGCGCGCGCUGGCGGCAAGGAGUGUUCGUUAGCAAGGCGCCAGGCCCCGGCGGACACAGGACAUUCAGAGAAGAAGAGAGUGCACAGAGCAGGGCAUCGCAAGUGGGGAGGGCAUCCCGGCAAGAGGGGGUGGCAGAUGCCGGGGCCCAGGGGAGGGGCCCACACCCGGAGAUGCUGGGGCUGGUCCGUAGGAGACAGACUUCAGUGGAGGACGUGGGAUGUGCUCUUGGGAGGGCAGGUGAGGCCCUAUUGGAGGGGGUCUUACAGGUCAUGCACAGGGCGCUGUGUUUUGACCUAUGGGCAGUGGGGAGCCGUAAUCCACACCACGCAUCCGGUGGGACCUGAUCCCGAGCUAGAGCGCAGGAACCACAACUGGAGCUCAUCCAGGUCCCUUGGGGAUUUGUGGAGGGAAGGAAGGAAGAAACGCAGGCGGAACAGAUUGCGGGAGACGGGGCCGUGGAACAGAGGGCGGCCUGGGCAGGGGGGCCCGGCCCCCAAACAGUCACCAGUCGGACAUGGGGGCGGGUGACGGGCUGCCGGCCUGGGAUAGCUUCAAAGGCACCAGAUGCUUGGAUUUAUUUACACUUUUCGUGUUUCAACUUGGAAUUUUCGCUUACUUUGUAUUUGUUGUAAAGUCCUCUCAAAGUAGUACACACCAGGCUGAAGGGUCAACCUUGGAAAAGAUGGAGAGUGAAAGUCACGGCCUCUGCUCCGUGUGCCCCCGCCCCAGGCCCACCGAGGCAGCCCCUUGGAACUUGUUCUGGAGAGUUCUUCCCGGGGCGGUCUCACAGUGCUUAACAUGCUCAUUCUCUAAUGUCCCUUUAGGGCCAGCUGUGGCCACGGCUGAUGUGGGCUCCCGGGGCGGGCGGAGCCCCCGUCCGGGUGGCUUCACACCACCUUUGGUCCCCCAGUGUGGUUCUAAGUCACAUGCUUAACAGUAGGGGCGAGGGAAUCCCCUGUAAAACGAGGCUCCACCAACGUUUGUCCGCCAGACUCAGGGAGACCGAGGGUGCCCCUGCCGAGCCUGGGCGUGGGGGAUGUUCCGAAGCCGUUCAUCUUCCCAGCGCUGUGUCCCCUGUGUACGCACGCAUACGACCCCUACUUUCCACUGUCCGCCUGACACGUACUCUGCGCAGCCGGGACUUGGCGUGGAGCUCUCCCUUCGGACUCCGGGCUCGAUUACCACGUUUCCUCCACAGACACGCGUAUGCAACUAUGCGCUCACACACACCCCCAGCGGCACGGGGGAAAGGACAGCUUUAGGUUGCCGGUCCGGCGGGAGAUCCCAAGGUGGCGCUGGCAGGGUGGCUGUCCGGCAUGUGUGUCCCGCUCAGCGUCCAGGGCCCCGAGGGGGGGCCAGGGGGGCCUCUCCCCUUCCCCCUCACGUCCCCGGCAUAGCGCACCCUGAGUGAAAGUUUGCUCAACAGGUGGAUUGUGACCGUGGCACCUGGUCUUGUCUGUUGUGCUUUAAAAUGUAGGUAUUAUUACUACUCAGGUGUGGCAGGCAGGCAUCAGAUCAGAAGGUAGCUCGCUACCCACGGUCCCUGAGGGUGGACCUGCUGUGGGGGGCCACACGGGAAACACUGGGGUCAGCCAGCGAGUACUGUGAUUUCCACGGAAGGAACAGGCGAGGCAGACUGUAGCGGGUGAAUGACCUCAGCGGGCUCUGGGCAGGGGGCCACCAGAGAUGUCUGGCACCUGGUGCUGGGCGACCAGGGCAGGCGCAGUGAUUGGGUGGCAAGAGCUGACAGAGGCCGCGGUGUGGCUCCGCGUGGGUUGUUUGAAUGUGGAGGCAGCCCCCAGGUGAGCCCCUCGCCAUCUCCAGGCGUGGCCCGUCCCUCCAGGGUCUGCAGGGCCCUAGACGCCAGAGCAUCAAAGGCAGCAAAUGAGAGAUGGAGUUAAUACACUUGGGUUCUCAGUGCCUAGUUCAGGCACCCGCUCCUCAAGGCUGCAACUCUGGUCUUCGCAGUCACCCCAGGAGACCUGGUUCCUCCCUGUCUGUGCUCUCCUGUGCGUCAUCGUCACCUGGGAGCGUGCCCGGGGAAAGGCAGGGCACUCACUACCCAGGAGACGGCUGGCGGGCGGUGCCCCUCCUGUGGUGACGUCACAGUGGGCGAUGGGCGCUUGCCACAGGCUCGUGCCUCUGUGUUCUAGCUCAUCUCUCUGAGGGGAAGGCAGGGGGACAUCCUGGGAAGUCUGAGGGGGCACCAGAGAUAGUCCACACCACAGAGCACAGCCAACUUGCUCAAAUGUGCGAAGAGCAUGGGGAGGCCACGAAUCUGGUACCCAGUUACAACUUUAGUUUAUUCUUGCCAAGCUGCCUAAUCUGCCAAAUUGCUCAGCAGCCUUAGAGUUGAAAUCAGGUGUUUGCUCAGGAGUAUAGCAGAGAUUCCUUUCCAGAAACAUUCCCGCACCCGCACCCGCACCCACACUGCCUGCCCUUCACUCCUCGCACUGGAGCCCAGGGACAUCACCCUGGUGUGUGUGGCAUCAGCCAUGCAGCCCGCAGCAGGAUUUAGGGGACCACAGAGAGAAGGGCUCAAGCAGUCACACUGAGUAGCAGCAUCUUCAGACUUAGGAGGAUUUGGCUACCCCUCAUCAUCCCAAUGACAGAGGGUGGGGGAGGGGGACCAGCGAAGCUGCCGGCCCUCCUGCUGGUUCCUGCGCUGUUUGCAGAGCUGAGCGUAUUGUUCACACGGGACACACAGGAGCCCUCACCGCGUUCCGUACAGUGCUCGAAACGUCGUGCACUUCCAUGCGCAUGUCUGCAACACCGUGAGGCAAAACCCUGUGUCCUCUGUACCCCAUGCCCCAGUCAAGGGACCUUCAAAGGUAAUCUGAUGCACGUAGACUUCCCCGUUGGUACAGACUUGAGGACAACUCGUGUCAGAUAAAACUCAGGUAUGAAUUGGACAUAACGCCAGUCGGCUCUAGUUCUAGCCCAUCUGAUGCCCUCAACAACCCCGGACGGCCAGGGUGCUCCUUGCUUCGCAGAUUACGGAGCACAGCCCACCAGCUUUAGGCUGCUUUGUUAACUGCGGGGCAUGAACCAAGCUGGUGAUUUCUUUGGAGGAGGUCAAGAUGAUUCCCUGGUCUUCAUUAUUUGGCUCUGGUUUGAAGCUCGUGGCCAACUCCGGGAGCACAGACGUGGCCCCGAGAGAUGGUCUCGUGGUGCCCGGGCUCCUGGCUCUUCAGCGCCGAGUGCUGGGGGUCCAUCCUCACGGAGCAGGGUGUCCCUGUGAUGUCAGCUUCAGCAGACCUCCUGGGCCUCCAGGCCGCUCCAGCCUCUGCUAUUCCUUCAGUGGUCCCUCCUCCUGCGGGACAUGGUGGCAGUCUUGGGCAGGCUGGCCACACCAGUAAGAGGGCUUGAGAGAAGACUGUGCUGUUCACUGUUGCUGUUUGGACUCUGCCUUUGAAAAUCAGUUUCGUCUGCCACAAAUUCUCAGUGGUUCUGCAUCGUGGUCGGUGGUAAUCUCCCCUGCCGAGACGUGAGUGGCUCGUCCCGAGCCCCCCACUAGAAGAGGGAAAGUGAAGGGUCCUCUCUCCUUCCAUCUACCUGGCCUCACCGUGAGCCUGCAGUGGACUUGACGUUGUGGAGGCCCUUACGCUAUCAGUAGCUACCACCGAGUGGCAGGCACCUCACCAAGCACGCCACGGACGCUGCAGCCAGUCCUGACAAGGCCCAGGAGGCUGUGGCGUGGCAGAGUGGAAGGGACUUUGCUCUUCUAAUCCCAGCGCUGCCCCUUUCUGGUGUGUGCCGUGGGCAUGUUACCCAGCAUCUUGGCCCCUUCCCAGCUUCCCUGCACAAUUAUCAUCUAACGCAGUCGUGAGGAUUCCAUGGAGCACCCAGUAUGGUGUGUUUUUGCUGAAUGACCAAUCGAGCAUCCUCAUGCUACCAUCACCUCUGUCCUCCACCUGGUGUCCUGUGCAGGUGACCCUUGAUACCUGCUUCAGAACACAUUCCACAGAUGUCAAUGGCCUGGGGCAUGGCGGGUCCUGAGUGCACAGAGCUGGGACAUGGAGGGAAAAUGCAUCAAUCACAUGUGCCUCAGUGAUGGAGAACCAAUAUGUGGAUGUGGAAGCUCUUUGGGGACCACAGGUCUCACCAGUUGGCCAAUAAAUGUGCCUCAGUGAUGGAGAACCAAUAUGUGGAUGUGGAAGCUCUUUAGGGACCACAGGUCUCACCAGUUGGCCAAUAAAUAAGAUCUUAUUAAAAAACGGAAACAAAGUGCUGAAAACCAGUGAUGAAGAGAAAAUCUUAAAAGUGACCACAGGGGGAAAAGAUGUUCCAUACAGAACAAAAAUAAGGAUGACAUCCGAUUUCUCAUUGGAAACAAUCUAAGCAAGAAGAUAGUGGAGCAAAAUUUUAGAAGUAUGCAUUUAAAAAAAUAAAAGUCAAUCUAGAAUUCUAUAUCCACUGAAAAUAUCUUUCAAAAGUGAAGGCAAAAUAAAAACCUUUUCAGACACACAAAAGUUGAAAGUAUUCCUCACCUGCAGACCCACACUUGAAGAGAUGUUAAAGGCGGUCCCGUCAAGCAGAAGGAAAAUCUGGAUCCACACAGAGAGAUGAAGAGCACCAGAAAUGAAGCCAACACAGAACUCCCAAAGAUUUUUCUUGUAUUACUUAAAUCUCUCUAAAAGAUCAUCAGUUUUAGGGCGCCUGGGUGGCUCAGUCGUUAUGCGUCUGCCUUCGGCUCAGGUCAUGAUCCCAGGGUCCUGGGAUCGAGCCCCACAUCGGCUCCCUGCUCAGCGGGAAGCCUGCUUCUCCCUCCUCCACUCCCCUUCCCUCUCUCGCCAUGUCUCUCUCUGUCAAAUAAAUAAAUAAAAUCUUAAAAAAAAUUAAAAAAUAAAGUAAAAGAUAAUCAGUUUUAAAACAACGAUAUAUCGUGGGGUUUACAAUAUGUAAAAGUGAAAUGCAGGACAAGAAGAGCACAAAGGCCAGGAGGGACAGGGUGGGAGGGCGCUAUAUGUGAAGGGCUGCAACAUCCUUGGAGGCAGACGGGGAUAAGUUAAAGAUAAAUAUGAUCAGCCCUAAAGCAACCACUAAAAUGACAAAGACAGAGUUAUAGAGAAUAAGCCAGCAAUGGAGAUAAAACAAGAUCACAGAAAAAUACUCAAUCCUAAAGAAGGUAGAAAAAGAGGAAAAAAGGAACAAAAACCAGAUUGGGCAAAUGGAAACAAAUAGCAAGAUGAUAAAACUCAAAUCUAGCUACGUCAGUAAUCACAUGCAAUGAAAAUUAUCUAAAUCCUUCAGUUAAAAAGGUGAUGAUCAGAAUGGAUUAAAAAAUCAAGACCCAACUAUAUGCUGCCUGUGAUAAAUACACUUUAAAAAGGAAGACACACGCAAACAGGUUAAAAGUAAAAAAUGGGAAGAAAUAAGUCAUGCUAACAUGAAUCAAAAGAAGCUACAGGGGCUUUAUCAACAUCCCAAAAAGCAGAUCUCAGACCAAAUAACGUUAUCAGAGGUAAAGAAGGUCACCUCAUUUUUUAAAAAAAGAUUUUAUUUAUUUUGAGAGAAAGAGAAAGUGGAGGGAGAGGCAGAGGCAGGGGGAGAGAAAAUCUCAAGCAGACUCCACACCGAGUGCAGACCCCAACUCAGGGCUCGAUCUCACCACCCUGAGAUCAUGACCUGAGCUGAAAUCAAAAGUGGGACGCUCACCCGACUGAGCCACUCAGGACCCCGAAGGUCACUUCAUUCUGAUGAAGGAAUCAACUAAUCGAGAGAACACAGGGGUCCUAAAUGUUUGUGCGUCUAAUGAGGCUUCAAAAUAAAAAAGUAAAAACUGAUAGAAGGCCCAGGAGAAAUGGACAGAUGCAUAAUUUUCAAUACCAUUCUCGCAAUCGCUGGCAAAACAAGUAGGCAGGAACUCAGCAUAUACACAGUAGACUCAGACGACGGCACUGGCCAGACAGCGCUUCGCCACUCCGCCCAGCAACCGCAGAGUGCACAGCCCGCCAAGACAGACCAUGGAGCAAGUCUCGCUAUUUAGAGGGAUUGAAAUCACACCAAGUACUUCUCUGACCGCAAUACAGUUCAAUCAGGACUCAAUGACAGAGAUCUCUGGGACGCCUCCAGAGAGCACAGAGCGAGGAAGAAACCAAACGGAAUCCACUAGCUGUUCUGAACGGGAUGGAAAUGAAAACACCAUGUUCACUCUUGAACACAUGCCGCUUGGCCAUGGGAUGGUGUUACAUCAAUGUGGUGGUGUAGUCCCUCCCCUAACAUUAUGUUUACUGUAAUUGCACUGGUAUGUGUAAGUAAUAUCUGUUUGUAAAUUUUGCUCCUUCGAUAUCGUCUUCUCAGGAUUGUGUCUCAACAUCCUACUUGUUUCAUAAAAGGCACUUCAAAGUCCUCCAUGUUCUGUGCUCUGGAACAAGUUGAAGAUUUGAUAGAAUUCUUCUUGGGAACAACGGGGCCAGGUGAUUUUGAGUGGGAUAGUCUCUCAAUAACUUUAUUUUGUUGGUACAGAAACUAUUCUGCUCAAGCUUUCUCUCUCCAGUGGGGUCAAUUAUGUUAAGCUAUUGUUUCUUAGGAAAUUAUCCAAUUAAAAGUAGUCUUCUAUUUUAAAAAAUAUUCAUUUGAUUCAAUGGUUAUUUCUCCCUUCUCAUUUCUUAUUUCAUAUAUUUUUAUUUUUUCUAGAUUAAUUUAUUCAGUGCUUUGUUUAUUUUGGUGUUAUUUUAAUCAAUAUUUUGUUAAUUAUAGUAUUGUUUUUCUAUUCUCUAGCAUUUCUUUUUUUUAAGGUUUUAUUUAUUUAUUUGACAGAGGGAGAGGGAGCACAAGCAGGGGAAGCAGCAGAGGGAGAGAGAGAAUCUCAAGCAGACUCCCUGCUGAGCAAGGACCCCCCCCGACAAGGGACUUGAUCCCAGGACCCAGAGAUCAUGGCCUCAGCCGGGGGCAGACGGGCAGAUGCUUAGGGACUGAGCCAUCCAGGUGCCCCUCAAACUCAACUCUAAGAAAGCAAACAAUCGAAAUAGGCAAAGUAUUUGUACAGACUCUUCACCAAACAGCACAUGAAAGGAUUCUCAGCGUCACUGGUCACAAUGAGAUCCCACGCACACCAUUAGAAAGACAAGGCCACACCGAGUGUUGGCAAGGAUGCAGAGGAAGUGGGGCUCUCGUACAUGGUCGCAGGGAACGUAAAAUUGUACAAACACUUCAGAAAACAGUUUGGCUGUUUCUCAAAAGGUUAAACAUAUGAUCUACUCAUUCCACUCCUGGGUCUCAAUACCCAAGAGGAAAGGAAAUAUAUAUGCCUACAAAGACGUGCCCACAAACGUUCAUAGUAGCUUUAUUUAUAAUAGACAGAAACUGGAAACCAUCCAAACAUCCAGACAAAUGCAUAAACGAACGGCUGCACACAACAACCUGUAAAUGAGUCUGAAAAUUGCUGUGUGAAAGAAGACAGACAAAAAGCGAGCACGAAUCCAUUUAUAUAGAAUCCUAGAAACUGUGGCGUAGCAAGCAGUUAGAGAAGGGAGGGCAGAGAUUGCUGGGGAGGCACUGGAGGUGCUGAGGGGGGAAGGGAGGUGAUGGUAAAGGGGCGCAGGAUAGAAGGGCUCGCCCCCCUGGUUGCGGUGAUGGCUUCCCCUCAUCCAGUAAGCUUCAAAACCUAUCAAAUUGUAUAAUUUUCCCAUGUCAAUUAUACUCAGUAAAGCUGUUUUUAAACUUUAAAGGAUGUUUUGAAGAGCUGGGUUUAUCGCACUCCUCCGAACCACUGCUUUAUCAGCCAAGAAAGCAUCCACCUCCCUCUGUUGUUCACUUGGGUGUUUGUGUCUGUUGGGUGCCCGCUGGGGGCCUGGCAGAGGGCGUCCGACAGUGAGCAAGACAGGGGUCCUGCUCAGUGAAUUUAAGGCCCUGCUGGACGGACCGGUGGGUUCGGGUCAUUAGUAUCUCAGUUAUGUUAAAGGAACAGGGACGUGUUACGCUGAAGUUCAAUGGUGGACAGACUCGGGUAGUUUUGAGAACUGGCCCCACGGUCCCCGCUGAGCGGGAGGGCUCUGCUCCAGGGCACCUGCUGGUUUCACUCCCAGUUCACUCCGCGGCCAGAGAAGCCAGUUGUGUUUUAAAUGCGAUCCAGGGCUGGAGAAAUAAGCAAGUCUGCUCUCUUGUGAGCUUCUCCAUGUGAGUUGCUGUCGCAUUACAAAAUAAUUUUACUGCAUCACGUAUUCCUUAUCAUAAAAACAGAAAUUCAAAUGACUCACUCAUUUUUGGAAUCUCUUAAAUUUUUUGUUGUUGUAUUUGUGGUUCUGUUCUCUAUACAAAGCCUAAAAUACUUAGAAAAUACGUCAUUUUAUAUUUAUUUAUCACAAAAUGGAUCAUUUUACAAAUGUAAAAAAGUCCACAAUUUGUAGCAUUUAAUAUUUCUUGUAUAGCACAGAACUGCAAGUUUUCUUGGAAGCCAAAGAACAACCAAAGUAAUAUUAAAAACUCAAAAGAAAGAGAAAGAGAUAUUUAACAUCUUGCAAGACCCAGGUGGGUGAAGGAUACAGACGAGCUCACUGGCCUGCUCUUCAUCCACUUUGUUCUCUCUCGCCUGUGGGAGCCACUAUCCCAGAAAACCCUCAUUUCCAUGGCCCCAACACUUUGUGGACUGGUGGGAGUGGACGUGGCCUUUCCUGGCCGUCCCCACUCGUGCAGCUCCCCGGGCCCCUGGUCAGCCGUGCUGCGCUCUCUGAUGACCCUGGUGGUGCGCAGGCCUCCCCGCGGGUCCCACCCUCCUCAUCUCUGGCCUGGACCCUGCAGUGGCUCCCACGUGGGCUCCUCAUGCCCACACAGCCCCACUAAUAGCCAGCGCUUUAGCUCAUACCAGUCCCUUGUUCAAAAUCCCCACUUGGUGGCGGGGGUCCACAUACUGCGAAUAAAUCCAAGGCCUGGCCCCCCUGCCUCUCCAGCGCCGCGUCCCCACUCCGCCCAGCUGUGUCUCAGCCUCAGCGCCUGGCCACUCCUCAGACGUCCUUUGUGCUUUGUGUCAUAAGACCAGUGCUUGGCCAUCAUUCGGUCCUGCCUCUGAGGACAGCUUCUCCGAGAUGCCUUCCCGGACCACCCCAGGUCAACAGCUGCCUGCCCCCUGGGCGCUCCGCUGCUGUGCCCACCGCGCUCCAUGUCCCUUCAUCUUUCUGCAGUGUGUCUGUAAGGGCCGCGAGGCGGCCCGCGGGAAGAUUACUCUAGUGGGUCAAAUAAGGCCUCAACACACACCGGGCGGGCUACCGGGGGCGAUAGGGAGGGCAGGCAUAUCUAUUUAUCAACUAAACUGGCAACUUGAAGACGGUUUUGGAAAUGGGGGAGAGUCGCAUCAUUUCUCGGUCAGCUCGCAAUGUCGGGACGUGUUUGUGCCGUGCUAUGGUGACCGAUGGUGACAUGUGCGGGACUGCGGUGACACGCAAGGGUGGAAGAACCGGUCGCUGCCCGGGGCAGAGGGGGUGUGGGGAGUCGAGCCCCAUCUGCCGAGGGCCUACUGCCUGCUGCGUGUGGCUGUAUGUCCUGCGGGGUCACCUCUCACUCCAUUCUCUGUGGGACCCGGGUCCCUUUUCCACAAGCAGGAAUCUCAGAUGCAGGACUCUCCCGCCAUCAGAGCCAAGGUGACGCCAGCGUCCGCAGGACCUCACCGCGCCUUGCGACGGAAAUAUGUCCCAGAGCUGACGGGGGCCGAGGUUGACGGGAUGAGCGGGUGAUGGGCCGAUGGGCUGAGACAGGGAGGGGCUGUGGCCGUGGACAAUCCAGGGCAGAGAUCUUGACUUUUUCUAGAACAAUCACGACGGACGGGUCUGAGAUUUCAUUCCCCUCAAAAUUAUUUGGGUAAUCCUUCUAU
Mirounga angustirostris (Northern elephant seal) is the source of this 27323-nucleotide messenger RNA. It is a transcript of the gene PTPDC1, whose product is annotated as protein tyrosine phosphatase domain containing 1. The record is from RefSeq and is a predicted model, not a curated record. The transcript has 11 exons. Gene Ontology annotation, cellular component: cytoplasm. The coding region runs from base 376 to 2439 and encodes 687 amino acids. Lineage: Eukaryota; Metazoa; Chordata; Mammalia; Carnivora; Phocidae. Gene Ontology annotation, molecular function: protein tyrosine/serine/threonine phosphatase activity; protein tyrosine phosphatase activity. Gene Ontology annotation, biological process: protein dephosphorylation; cilium assembly.